GCCGUUUAUGUCCUGCCGCACAUAUAUAAAGUCCUCCAUAGGUGCCCAUUUUGAUACACCACCAUUAUUGCAGUUACUCCACCACUAUCUCUUUUCCUAAGUAUAUUUUUUCCUAAUCCACUCUCCCUUGCGAAUGACAGAAAACAUGAGUAUAUCUGUUAAUGGUCAAUCCCAGGUCCCUCCUGGAUUUCGAUUUCACCCCACAGAAGAAGAGCUUUUGCAUUUCUACUUGAGGAAGAAGGUCUCGUUUGAGAGGAUUGACUUAGACGUGAUCCGGGAUGUUGAUCUUAAUAAGCUUGAACCGUGGGAUAUACAAGAGAGAUGCAAAAUAGGAACCACCCCACAAAAUGAUUGGUACUUCUUUAGCCACAAGGACAAGAAAUAUCCAACUGGUACGCGCACCAAUCGGGCAACUGCUGCUGGGUUUUGGAAGGCUACUGGCCGUGACAAGGUGAUAUACAGCACUGGCAAGCGGAUUGGAAUGAGAAAGACUCUAGUCUUCUACAAAGGCCGAGCCCCACAUGGACAAAAAUCCGAUUGGAUUAUGCAUGAAUAUAGGCUGGACGAUAGCACCAGUGAUACCAGUGUAAUUAAGCAGGUCUCCAAUGUUAUGGAAGAGGAGGCGGCACAGGAAGAGGGAUGGGUGGUUUGCCGUAUCUUCAAGAAGAAAAACCUCAACAAAACCCUGGACACACCUUUUAGUUCAUCACCCAUCAGUGCAGAUACAAGGAACCAGAUGUUAAGUUCCUGCGAUGAAGACACUAUAGAUCAGACAUUUCAUUAUAUGGGAAGGACUUGCAAAGAAGAAAAUGUAGCAGACAAUAGUGCUAGAUAUCUCAACUAUGUCCACCAUGAUGGAUUCAUGAAGCUUCCAAGCCUAGAGAGUCCAAACUCUAUCAGUAGCCAAAAUUGCUACCAACCCAUGAUCACAGAGAGUGAAGGUUCAAUAACUAACCAGAUGAGUUGCCCCUUGGACCCUGGCCUUGACAACUGGGCAACCCUUGAUCGUCUAUUUGCUUAUCAGCUUAAUGGCCAGACUGAAACCUCUAGGCAAUUAUCCUGCUUCCCCAUUGACCCAACCAUGACUUAUUGCACCCCUACUGAUCUUCAUCAUGAUCUCCGAUUGCCAAACUUACGAUCAUCAUUUCCGUUACCAUCAAACAGAUCUUAUCAUGGAACUCAAGAUUAUAACAACGAGAUAGACCUCUGGAAUUUUACCACUAGAUCUUCCCCCGACACACUAUGCCACUUGUCAAACACAGGUGCAUAACAGAAUUACCCUACAAAUAAUCAUUCUGUAGUUCUUAAAAGUCAGAAUAGUUUUAUGAUGACAGCAGUUUUAUGUGUAUGGUAAUAAUGCAAGUAAUGUAUAGCAUGUAGUAAUAUUAAUAAAUAAAUAAAAGUGAAGGGUUCUUGGAUGCGA
Molecule: messenger RNA, 1423 nt
Organism: Populus euphratica (Euphrates poplar)
Lineage: Eukaryota; Viridiplantae; Streptophyta; Magnoliopsida; Malpighiales; Salicaceae
Product: NAC domain-containing protein 43-like
Exons: 3
Coding region: 134-1270 (378 amino acids)
Biological process (GO): regulation of DNA-templated transcription
Molecular function (GO): DNA binding
Source: RefSeq, a predicted model, not a curated record